AUGGAGUCGUCUGAGAAUGUUAUUACCAAGCCAAAUCGUACUCGCCUAACGCUUAUUAUGGUCGGCAUUUGUCUGGCAGUCUUCCUCACAGGCAUGGAUCAAACCAUUUUAACUACGGCAAUCCCCGUCAUCAGCGUCGAGUUUAGCACAUCACAAGACAUUGGAUGGUGGGCUAAUGCCUAUCUUCUUACUCUGAGCGCCUUUCAACUGUUCUAUGGUAAACUCUACAGUCAUUUUCCCAUCAAAAAUGUUUACCUUGUCGCUAUUGUCAUCUUCGAGAUUGGAUCUCUCAUUUGCACAACAGCACAUUCCUCCAUAACCCUGAUCGUCGAUCGAGCAAUCGCUGGACUAGGAGCAGUAACGGUAAUCUUGUGCGGCAUCCUGGUACAUACACCAUCAGAUCCAAGUGCACAAUCACUCAGUCUCGUGCAAAAGGCACUGCAGCUUGAUAUUCCUGGAACAGCAUUCAUGGUUGGAUCUUUGAUCUGUCUCCUCAUGGCUUUACAAUGGGGUGGCGCUGCCUAUCCUUGGAGUAGUGGUCGGGUUAUCGCUCUUUUUGUCGUAUUCGGUAUCCUCGCUAUCGCUUUUGUAGCUACCCAGACGACCAAGAUUGCCGGAAAGGCUCGCACGAUUCCAAGCAGCCUAGCGCGUAAUUGUGAUAUAUGGCUGGCCGGAAGUUAUGCUAUGUGUAUAACGGGAGGUGUCUAUGUUCCCAUUUUGUUUCUACCUGUAUGGUUCCAAGAUGUUCGCGGUCGAUCACCUCUUUCUUCGGGUGAGCUGUUGACACUGUUGAUCGCUGGUUACGUUGUGGCUUCAAUCUUAGCUGGAGGCAUCACCAGUGGUUUCAAGUAUUACAAUCCAGCCAUGAUCAUUGGAACUGCACUAUCAAUUGCUGGAGCUGCUUUACACCUUUUCCCAAUCUUAAAUAUUAUAAAUUUCAAAGAAUGCCUCUUCAUGAAUCGUCUAUUUUAUGAUAGUAGAUAG
Messenger RNA from Botrytis sinoallii, 984 nucleotides. RefSeq lists its product as uncharacterized. The transcript has 3 exons. The record is from RefSeq and is a predicted model, not a curated record. Bases 1 to 984 code for a protein of 327 amino acids. Gene Ontology annotation, molecular function: transmembrane transporter activity. Gene Ontology annotation, biological process: transmembrane transport. NCBI's taxonomy places the organism in Eukaryota, Fungi, Ascomycota, Leotiomycetes, Helotiales, Sclerotiniaceae.